AAUGUUUAGUUGAUAGUUUUGACAAUCGAGCACGCACCUAGAAUUAUAAUUAUGGAACAAUUAUUGCAACAAUUAAACCUUUGCAAUGAGUUAAUAGAAGUCAAGGGCGAAAAGGGAAACAUUAAAUGGUUGAAUAGAUUUUGCGCAACAUUCCUAAAAUUUGCCAGUGAGUUUAAAAUCUAUCUACCAGAAGUGGCACCAAAAUAUACUACGGAAAGUAGCACGGAUCUUCAUGUGGAGACGAUUUUCCUAUGCCUCACUCAAGUGGUGACCUGCAUUACCCAUUUGGAGCGAAUCAUCAAUAUAGAGGAAGCAACAACAAGUUCAUAUCUAAUGACUCGCCAACAUUUCGUUGAUCGAAUCCUCUGGUGUAUACGCCGGCUGUUUGCCUCUCUUAACGAGUUAAUGGAAGACGAGACCACAUUGGAUUUGGAGGAUCUGACGUUCGUUGAAUUGAUGGAUCUGGCCCUGGAUCAGUUGGAGAGUCAUAGGGAGGAGAUGAAACCCAAUGGUACAUAUAGUAUUCUACCUGUGGAAGCAAAUGAGAAAAAGGACAAUUACGAAUUGAGCGAAUUGGCAAGUCAUAUAGUAAGACAUGCAUUGGCAUUUGCAAAUGUGGCACUGGAGCCUGAUAAAAGAGCUCUGACAACACUUUGCGAAACCCUCUUAAGUGAGUGUAAGGCAUUUAGGGAAAACGUUGAGGAUCAAACCCCUGAAGAACGUAAAUUAGAGGCACUGAACUUGGAGCGUGCUCUAUACAGUCUGGAAGGACUGCUAAAUGAGGCCUUACUACGUCUGGUUUGUCUCCUCGAUGUCGAAGAAACUUCAGUGAAAAAGUUGAAGCAAAUUUUAGGUGAAUGCAAUGAUAAUUCCACGGUGGACCAGCUAAUAUGCGAUUUUGACAUUAAAAUGGAUCGUAUUCAACAAAUCGGCGUAUUCGCUAUAGCCUUCUCCCAAGAUGUCAAGACCAAGACUAUUGUUCGCAGUUGUUUGGCUUCGUUGGAGUCACUGGAUGCUUGCAUUGUUCCAGCAUUUAAGCUACAGAGAUCAGCCACAUCUACAACCUUGCACCAUGCCAACAUUUUGGAGCAUCAUUUUAACGAGGAACUACGAAUAUUUUGGAACGUUUUGCAUGAAAUAAUCGACAGUCAAUCUCUUGUCAAUAACUAUUUGGAUAUGCUGGUGCAGAAAAUUCACGGAGCCACAACUAAGGAGCAUCACAAAGUCGUCCAGAUGGCAAAUGUGUUGCUCGAACACUUUGGACUUGCAGUCAAUUAUGACGCCCUCGAUGAGGUUGGCAAGCGAUUGUAUAACGACUUUCAACUAAUAUUACGAGAAUGUAAGGCCAUACUUAAGCACCCCAUAGCCAUAGAUCCGAAACGUAUUCUGAAGCGUUUCAAGAUUCUGUACUCGAUUUUGGCCAAAUUGCGUGAUGUCCUUGGCAAGUCAAAGGAUACUGAAGUGUUCAAUGGAAGUUGCCUAGAAUCAAAUCAAUCUGCUUCUAAGAGACAACGUUCCUUUUUCAAACCUCAUCAGAGUAGGCAGCAAAAUGUGACGACAACAUUAAAUUCUGCGAAUAAUGACAGCGAAUUAUUAAGUUUUCAACUAACCGAAAUUCUUAGAAUUGGUUGACUCUUGACUCUAGAGUCAGUAUAGAGAU
Messenger RNA from Drosophila willistoni, 1660 nucleotides. RefSeq names its product serendipity locus protein alpha. The record is from RefSeq and is a predicted model, not a curated record. Gene Ontology annotation, cellular component: cytoplasm; membrane; adherens junction. Bases 52 to 1632 code for a protein of 526 amino acids. The transcript has a single exon. Gene Ontology annotation, molecular function: actin filament binding; beta-catenin binding. Gene Ontology annotation, biological process: cellularization; cell migration; cell-cell adhesion. NCBI's taxonomy places the organism in Eukaryota, Metazoa, Arthropoda, Insecta, Diptera, Drosophilidae.